AUCACAAUGUUUUCAAUCUUAGGUACAAGCAUAUAUGUUCAGAUUUAUAACAGCAUGACCUGGGAAGACGCUCAGAGAUUCUGCAGAGAAAAUUACAUAGACCUGGCCAGUGUGAGGAAUGAGAAUGAACUUCAGCAGAUACUGAGCAUCAUGUAUCGCUAUGAUGAGAUAUGGAUAGGUCUGUAUAGGAAACGAUUAUGGUCAGAUCAGAGCAACUCAAACUUUACAUAUUGGAGACCAGCAUUUCCAGCACUAGGACCAGAACCUGAUAAUGGUUUGUAUGUAUUUGGUCAACAUGGAAACCAACACUGCACAGCUGUGGAUCAUUCAGGCCAAUGGACAGAUGAAAACUGUUCAGACCGCUUACCUUUUGUCUGCUACACUGAAUUUACUCCAGCUGCUGUUAUGGGAGUGCGACUAAAAACCAGAUCUAAUGACAAUCUCUUAUACUCUGAGGUUGCAGGAUCUGUGCUGAUGGCACUUGAAGAACAAGUUAGCAGACUGGGACUUUCAAAGAACUGCACUGUGACCGUGAGACGCAUCCGUAAGAUAGAUCCAUGAAUGAGAAAGUCCACAUUCAUGCUCAGAUUCAAAAUAUGUAUAUGUUCCAGAUUUUUCUUCAUUUAUUCAGCAAUCAUUCAAUCUGAAAGCAUUCAGGAAUGCUGUAGAGAUCUGUUUACACAGAAAUACACAUGUCAUAAGCUACUCAUUUUAUAUCACAUAUAAGUAUUUUAUAAGUACUUUACAAUUCAUUUAAACACUCAAACAAUACUGUAAUUAAUACAUUUAUAGAUCCCAAAAGCUUCCCAAUGCCAUCAGGAUGUGACAUAUUAUAAUAAUAAUGACUAUAAUUACAAUAUUCUAAUUAGUAAAUGAGUGUGAUUUACAUGUAAUCUUGUAUUUAGUGUUUUGGAAUUAAAUUUAUACUCGUAUAUUGUUUUUUAUCAAAUUAAUUUUAACUAAGAAAAUCUUGAUGUCUUAGAUUUUCUGAAUUGCUCGAAUCAUUUUGUUAACAGUUGCCUGUACUGUAUGUUUUAGGAACGCUAUGGGACUAUUUAGUUUUUAGUAAUUCAAUACAUUUAUUACUGAGGUUUAUGGAUGCAUUUAUUAAAG
Molecule: messenger RNA, 1113 nt
Organism: Tachysurus fulvidraco (yellow catfish)
Lineage: Eukaryota; Metazoa; Chordata; Actinopteri; Siluriformes; Bagridae
Product: L-selectin-like
Exons: 4
Coding region: 7-561 (184 amino acids)
Source: RefSeq, a predicted model, not a curated record